GCUGCCCCGCGGUCGGCGGUAAAGCAUCAGAAGCCUGAGCAUGGAGGCAGCGCGCCCUCCUCCGACGGCGGGGAAGUUCGUGGUGGUCGGCGGGGGCAUCGCGGGUGUCACUUGUGCGGAGCAGUUGGCGAUUCACUUUCCAUCAGAAAAGAUUCUCCUGGUAACAGCUUCUCCUGUUAUUAAAGCAGUUACAAAUUUCAAGCAGGUUUCUAAAGUAUUGGAAGAGUUUGAUGUUGAAGAACAACCAAGUACCAUGUUAGAAAACCGCUUUCCCAACAUUAAGGUCAUAGAAUGUGGAGUAAAGCAACUGAAGAGUGGAGAACAUUGCAUUUUAACAGAAGAUGGCAGUCAGCAUGUAUAUAAGCAACUCUGUCUGUGUGCUGGAGCUAAACCAAAGUUGAUAUGUGAAGGAAAUCCUUACGUCAUAGGAAUUCGUGAUACAGAUAGUGCUCAGGAAUUUCAGAAACAGCUUACUAACGCUAAAAGAAUAAUGAUCAUAGGGAAUGGUGGUAUCGCACUUGAAUUGGUGUAUGAAAUUGAAGGAUGUGAAGUAAUUUGGGCCAUUAAAGAUAAGGCUAUUGGGAAUACUUUCUUUGAUGCAGGAGCAGCUGAAUUCUUGACCUCAAAGCUCAUUGCCAAAAAACCAGAGGCUAAAAUUGCACAUAAAAGAACCAGAUAUACAACUGAAGGAAAGAAAAAGGAAGCUGGAACCAAAGUUAAUGCCAGUAAUAUAGGCAGUGCCUUGGGACCUGAUUGGCAUGAAGGCUUGAAUCUUAAAGGAACAAAAGAGUUUUCUCAUAAGAUUCACAUUGAAACUAUGUGUGAAGUAAGGAAUAUCUACCUUCAGAAAGAAUUUAGAAUUUCUAAGAAAAAGUCCUUGACAUUUCCAAGAGACCAUCAUAAUCAGUCAGUUAUAACUGAUAAAGAGAUAUGGCCUGUAUAUGUGGAACUCACCAACGACAAGAUAUAUGGCUGUGACUUCAUUGUUAGUGCUACGGGAGUUACUCCAAAUAUAGAACCUUUUCUCUGUGGCAACAACUUUGAUCUAGGAGAAGACGGUGGCCUGAAAGUGGAUGAUCAUAUGCACACAUCCCUUCCUGAUAUCUAUGCUGCAGGUGACAUCUGUACUGCGUCCUGGCAACCCAGCCCACUCUGGCAGCAGAUGAGGCUGUGGACCCAGGCUAGACAGAUGGGAUGGUAUGCGGCGAAGUGCAUGGCUGCAGCUAGCUCAGGAGACUCUAUUGACAUGGAUUUCAGCUUCGAACUUUUUGCUCAUGUAACAAAGUUUUUUAACUAUAAGGUUGUACUGUUGGGAAAAUACAAUGCACAGAACUUGGGUUCAGAUCAUGAAUUAAUGCUGAGAUGUACCAAAGGACAAGAAUACAUCAAAGUCGUCAUGCAGAAUGGACGAAUGAUGGGAGCUGUCUUAAUUGGUGAAACCGAUUUAGAAGAAACAUUUGAAAACUUAAUAUUAAACCAGAUGAAUCUUUCAUCGUAUGGAGAAGAUCUACUAGAUCCAAAUAUUGAUAUAGAAGAUUAUUUUGACUAAAAUGGACAUUUCAAGAACCACAUAAAUUUUCAAAUAAGACAAAAUGUCAAGUCAGUAAAGUAAAUGCACUGAUUUAAUGGUGACUAAUUGAAGUUAAAAAUACAGACAUGAUAAUGAUUUUAUUGGAAAAGUAUUUAAAAAUAAUAUUCUAAAGAUGAAAUCAGUUUGGAUAAUAUAUUUACAGAUUUUUUUCUCACAUAAAACUGACCUCUUAUGACCACUUAUGUAAGAAUUUUCAAGUUAUUUAAACUUAGAUGUGUUCAUUUGUGGUUUAGUUUUGGAGCAAAUUUAGCUAGGUUGGUCUGGUGUAAACCAGAUCCAUUCUUUGUGAAAUGUCAAAAUAGGGCUAUGGUUUCAAGCUUAGGGUUUUAUUUUACUUAAAAAGAGAUGUAGCCAUCUUACUUGCUAAUAUUUGUACUGAUACCUUACUAUUCUUUUUGUUUGGAUUCUACAUCUGUUAUAACCUGAAGUCACUCACUUUCUGUGAUGAGCCUGUGUAGAAUUUUCAGUAUAACAACAAUUCUGUCAAAAGAUACUUAUGUAAAAAGAAAAAUACAAGGCAUAAAGAGCU
Messenger RNA from Miniopterus natalensis, 2120 nucleotides. RefSeq names its product pyridine nucleotide-disulphide oxidoreductase domain 1 (gene PYROXD1). Gene Ontology annotation, molecular function: oxidoreductase activity. Lineage: Eukaryota; Metazoa; Chordata; Mammalia; Chiroptera; Miniopteridae. The record is from RefSeq and is a predicted model, not a curated record.